GAUGGUCGCGGCAGCAGCGGUUCCCUGCGGCGGUCUUCCGUGAGCAUUACAGGCUCUCCUUCACCAGUGGCCAUCAUGGAGUCUCUCAUUGGACACGUCGACCUUGCUGAGGAGUGCUGGUUCAUUGCGCACAACAAGAUGGGCACUUGCCAAGCUCUUCACCUCGCUGCUGGGGUUGGCCAUGUGGCUUUUCUCGACUUGCUCUGCGAGGCCGAAGCAAACCUUGAUACCAAGACUCGGUUUGACGGCAAGGAGAACUACACUGCGCUUCACGAAGCAGCGUUCUUCAAGCAGACGACGGCGGUAACCAAGCUGCUCACAAUGCGCGCGAAUGCGAAUUCCGAGAACCUCAAAGGGCAGACGCCGCUGCACAUUGCUGCGUCGCAGGGAGGCUACAUCGAAUGCCGAAUCUUGGUCAAGCACCACGCAGACGUCGAGCUGAAGGAUAAGACACACUUCACGGCCUUGGACUCUGCAAUGGAGAGUGGUCGCUAUCCACCUCACAAGCUGUUCCACCUCACUGGCCGCGGAUUCAACGAUCUCUUGAAG
This is a messenger RNA of Symbiodinium pilosum, 549 nucleotides long. The record is from the annotation of a GenBank genome assembly. NCBI's taxonomy places the organism in Eukaryota, Dinophyceae, Suessiales, Symbiodiniaceae.